AUCGCACACUCCUACACUAAGGGCCCCGCGCACUAUGCAGCCUUUUGGCGCAGUUAGUUAUGGCUGCAGUAAUGGCAGUUAUGGCUGCCUAGUGCGCGGGGGCCCUAACCGUUGCCUUAGCGACCCCGCGCCCGCCGACCACGACCUCAUCCAGCUCGACCCGCACCCGUCUGUAUCGCACACUCCUACACUAAGGGCCCCGCGCACUAUGCAGCCUUUUGGCGCAGUUAGUUAUGGCUGCAGUAAUGGCAGUUAUGGCUGCCUAGUGCGCGGGGGCCCUAACCGUUGCCUUAGCGACCCCGCGCCCGCCGACCACGACCUCAUCCAGCUCGACCCGCACCCGUCUGUAUCGCACACUCCUACACUAAGGGCCCCGCGCACUAUGCAGCCUUUUGGCGCAGUUAGUUAUGGCUGCAGUAAUGGCAGUUAUGGCUGCCUAGUGCGCGGGGGCCCUAACCGUUGCCUUAGCGACCCCGCGCCCGCCGACCACGACCUCAUCCAGCUCGACCCGCACCCGUCUGUAUCGCACACUCCUACACUAAGGGCCCCGCGCACUAUGCAGCCUUUUGGCGCAGUUAGUUAUGGCUGCAGUAAUGGCAGUUAUGGCUGCCUAGUGCGCGGGGGCCCUAACCGUUGCCUUAGCGACCCCGCGCCCGCCGACCACGACCUCAUCCAGCUCGACCCGCACCCGUCUGUAUCGCACACUCCUACACUAAGGGCCCCGCGCACUAUGCAGCCUUUUGGCGCAGUUAGUUAUGGCUGCAGUAAUGGCAGUUAUGGCUGCCUAGUGCGCGGGGGCCCUAACCGUUGCCUUAGCGACCCCGCGCCCGCCGACCACGACCUCAUCCAGCUCGACCCGCACCCGUCUGUAUCGCACACUCCUACACUAAGGGCCCCGCGCACUAUGCAGCCUUUUGGCGCAGUUAGUUAUGGCUGCAGUAAUGGCAGUUAUGGCUGCCUAGUGCGCGGGGGCCCUAACCGUUGCCUUAGCGACCCCGCGCCCGCCGACCACGACCUCAUCCAGCUCGACCCGCACCCGUCUGUAUCGCACACUCCUACACUAAGGGCCCCGCGCACUAUGCAGCCUUUUGGCGCAGUUAGUUAUGGCUGCAGUAAUGGCAGUUAUGGCUGCCUAGUGCGCGGGGGCCCUAACCGUUGCCUUAGCGACCCCGCGCCCGCCGACCACGACCUCAUCCAGCUCGACCCGCACCCGUCUGUAUCGCACACUCCUACACUAAGGGCCCCGCGCACUAUGCAGCCUUUUGGCGCAGUUAGUUAUGGCUGCAGUAAUGGCAGUUAUGGCUGCCUAGUGCGCGGGGGCCCUAACCGUUGCCUUAGCGACCCCGCGCCCGCCGACCACGACCUCAUCCAGCUCGACCCGCACCCGUCUGUAUCGCACACUCCUACACUAAGGGCCCCGCGCACUAUGCAGCCUUUUGGCGCAGUUAGUUAUGGCUGCAGUAAUGGCAGUUAUGGCUGCCUAGUGCGCGGGGGCCCUAACCGUUGCCUUAGCGACCCCGCGCCCGCCGACCACGACCUCAUCCAGCUCGACCCGCACCCGUCUGUAUCGCACACUCCUACACUAAGGGCCCCGCGCACUAUGCAGCCUUUUGGCGCAGUUAGUUAUGGCUGCAGUAAUGGCAGUUAUGGCUGCCUAGUGCGCGGGGGCCCUAACCGUUGCCUUAGCGACCCCGCGCCCGCCGACCACGACCUCAUCCAGCUCGAGCCGCACCCGUCUGUAUCGCACACUCCUACACUAAGGGCCCCGCGCACUAUGCAGCCUUUUGGCGCAGUUAGUUAUGGCUGCAGUAAUGGCAGUUAUGGCUGCCUAGUGCGCGGGGGCCCUAACCGUUGCCUUAGCGACCCCGCGCCCGCCGACCACGACCUCAUCCAGCUCGACCCGCACCCGUCUGUAUCGCACACUCCUACACUAAGGGCCCCGCGCACUAUGCAGCCUUUUGGCGCAGUUAGUUAUGGCUGCAGUAAUGGCAGUUAUGGCUGCCUAGUGCGCGGGGGCCCUAACCGUUGCCUUAGCGACCCCGCGCCCGCCGACCACGACCUCAUCCAGCUCGACCCGCACCCGUCUGUAUCGCACACUCCUACACUAAGGGCCCCGCGCACUAUGCAGCCUUUUGGCGCAGUUAGUUAUGGCUGCAGUAAUGGCAGUUAUGGCUGCCUAGUGCGCGGGGGCCCUAACCGUUGCCUUAGCGACCCCGCGCCCGCCGACCACGACCUCAUCCAGCUCGACCCGCACCCGUCUGUAUCGCACACUCCUACACUAAGGGCCCCGCGCACUAUGCAGCCUUUUGGCGCAGUUAGUUAUGGCUGCAGUAAUGGCAGUUAUGGCUGCCUAGUGCGCGGGGGCCCUAACCGUUGCCUUAGCGACCCCGCGCCCGCCGACCACGACCUCAUCCAGCUCGACCCGCACCCGUCUGUAUCGCACACUCCUACACUAAGGGCCCCGCGCACUAUGCAGCCUUUUGGCGCAGUUAGUUAUGGCUGCAGUAAUGGCAGUUAUGGCUGCCUAGUGCGCGGGGGCCCUAACCGUUGCCUUAGCGACCCCGCGCCCGCCGACCACGACCUCAUCCAGCUCGACCCGCACCCGUCUGUAUCGCACACUCCUACACUAAGGGCCCCGCGCACUAUGCAGCCUUUUGGCGCAGUUAGUUAUGGCUGCAGUAAUGGCAGUUAUGGCUGCCUAGUGCGCGGGGGCCCUAACCGUUGCCUUAGCGACCCCGCGCCCGCCGACCACGACCUCAUCCAGCUCGACCCGCACCCGUCUGUAUCGCACACUCCUACACUAAGGGCCCCGCGCACUAUGCAGCCUUUUGGCGCAGUUAGUUAUGGCUGCAGUAAUGGCAGUUAUGGCUGCCUAGUGCGCGGGGGCCCUAACCGUUGCCUUAGCGACCCCGCGCCCGCCGACCACGACCUCAUCCAGCUCGACCCGCACCCAAACGAAAAUGGCCAAGAACAAGACGACGACAUAAUCUUCGAAGACUUCGCGCGCCUCAGGCUGAAGGGCGCGGACGCUGAUGCUUGAACAUUAUGCUAACAGCGCUCUCUUACUGAACUACAUUCUAUAUUUUGUUAUACCAAACGCACAAUUGUAUCGUACUUUUUGAAUUUUCAUAAACAACAUUGUUCGUUUUGAAAUCCAUCGAAUGACCAUAGACACAAGAAAUAAGUGUUACCAUCCUUAGCGAAAAGUGUUAUAAUCUGUAUUAAAAUAAAAAUGAUGUAUAAAAUCA
This is a messenger RNA of Colias croceus (clouded yellow), 3248 nucleotides long. RefSeq names its product beta-arrestin-1 (gene krz). The record is from RefSeq and is a predicted model, not a curated record. Bases 35 to 3040 code for a protein of 1001 amino acids. The transcript has 2 exons. Gene Ontology annotation, molecular function: G protein-coupled receptor binding. Gene Ontology annotation, cellular component: cytoplasm. Lineage: Eukaryota; Metazoa; Arthropoda; Insecta; Lepidoptera; Pieridae. Gene Ontology annotation, biological process: signal transduction; G protein-coupled receptor internalization.